GAAAUAAGAAGGACGCGUCGCACUACCGUCUAUUCGAAUCUGUUCUAAAUACAUGGCUUGGAAAAUUUCACUCGAAUAUAUUGCCUGAACUUUUCGUGCUUAUCUGACGCAAUCCGAAGAGCUUUGUUCCCGUUAUUUUUUCCCCGUCGAGUUCCUUCCUCAACUGGCACUUGGCAUCGAGGAAGCUUGGGAGGUGCGGCGGGGCAGAACACCUGAGGACCUCCCUGACCUACAAACUUCUUCAGGCUUUUGCUAGGGAUUACGGUGCUGAGAGAGGCAAAAAGGUAACGAAGUCAUCAUGUCUGGAAGACGUAGAAUAGAAAAAUAUGAACCAAUCAAUUGGCAUGAAAUCUUCCAGAGGAUUGACAGCGAUGGUGAUGGCUACAUCUUGCGGUCAGAACUGAAGAAAUACUUGCUUAAUACCCCUGUCAGUGAUGUUCCCUUAACAGAUGACAUGGUUGACAGUAUGCUAUACCAUGUAGAUUAUAAUAAUGAUGGGUAUAUCAACUUGCAAGAAUUUUAUGCACUGGUAAAUGUUCCAGUUGAUGCUGGCACACGAUCAGUGGUACAAAGAACACUUGUUGCAACAGCAUUUUCUCUUGCACCAAGAUCCCAAGUUUCUCAUGGAGAUCGGCAUUAUAUUGCUGAGUACUCCUGUUGCCCACCACCUUUGGUUAUUCCUUUGUUUUGUGCUGCUGAGGUAGGUGUAUUUAUAUACUAUGCUGUGAAUAUGGGAAAUGUUGGUCCGUAUACCCCUGUCCCAUGGAAAUCUCCUCUGAUUUAUGAUCCAAAACAACGCCUGCAGGCCUGGAGAUUCAUCUCUUACAUGUUCCUUCAUGCUGGUUAUGUCCAUCUGCUGUCAAAUGUUAUGGUGGCUUUGUUUGUGGGCAUUCCAUUGGAGAUGGUUCACCGUUGGUGGCGACUGCUCAUCCUGUACCUUGCAGGAGUUAUUGCUGGAUCUCUCGCUGCUUCUAUGUUUGAUCCACAUUCAUACUUAGUUGGUGCCUCUGGUGGUUGUUAUGCCCUGAUUGCUGCCCAUUUGGCUAAUGUCAUUAUAAACUGGGGAGAGAUGCCCUUUAACUGGGUCCGACUGCUGGUCCUGAUCACGCUGAUGGGAACUGACAUCGGAGUCUUUGCCUACAUGACUCUCACCAGUUCAGACACAAGAAUCAGCUAUGUAGCCCAUCUUGCUGGAUUUGUAGCAGGUUUGCUGGUGGGGAUGGUUACCUUGCGAAAUCUUAAAGAGCACCGUUGGGAAGUCAUCUUGAAGUGGAUUGGGCUUUCUAUCUUCCUCAUGCUCAUUGCUGCAGCUGUUACCAUUCAGGUUGCAUUCCCAGACCUUGUUGGUCUCUAUGCACCAAUGGCUGAGAAAACUAUUUAGUUUGAUCUUUGUAACAAAGGAUACAGAUAUUAACUUGUGUUGAUAUUUGUCAUUAAUUCUUCAUGUGGAACAAUUACAUCACACAGGGAACAAUGAAGUACAAUAACUGAUAAAUAUAUCAUCAGUAAUUGAAGCUAUCAUAUAUUAUGCCAUUUCAUGUGUUGAAGAUUUCCUUCCAGAUGUAUUAUCUUGCUUAUGUAGGCAUUAUUUUCCUUUUUAGUUACUUGUAUGUCUAUGCCAUUGUGGUAACUGCCUCCAUUUUUUUCAAAACUAAGAAACGGAUAUAGGCUUCUGCAUGUUAUGUAAAGUAUCUUGCUCUCCUUUAAUUUUGUGUAGUGUUUUCACAACACAUCCAGUUUUUUCUAUGUCUUCAAAAUUAGUAAUCCAUUUGUCAGAAAAAAUAGUCUUCUAUGAUUAGAAUUUAUUUACCUCUGAUUAUUUCUUUAAGAUAGAAAGAGGAAUUUAUUUUGAAAUUAUAUAGACAUUGUGUUAAUCAAAUUAAAAAAGAACAUUUCCUUGUAGUUGAAUGGCUGACAGGGAGUAAGUGUAAGACAGGAAAAGGAAAUUAUUUAGAUUUGAAUCUCAAGCAAUAUGUGAUAAAUUCAUAUAAAAAAUUAUGUUUUCAUCCAGCACAUUUGCUCAAAUGGUGAAACAUCUAUUGUGUGAUAUAUUUCCCAUAAAGAACGCUUGAAUCUCACUUUUACUGUAUUCACUUUUUUGUACUAGAGGGCAUAUUUAUGUUUUGAUAUAUUAUUUAUAUAUUUACUUGAUCUAUAUUUUCAUAAACAUAGUUUGGUAUAUAUUUAUGUAAAUGUGUUUUCAGUGGUUGUUAAUCUGCAGAUACGAGUGAUGUAAAAGUAUUACAUUUUACAUUAUAAUAUGAAUUACAGUUUUGAAUCUCACAUUUUCCUGUAACCAAAAUAUGAAGUUGUACUUUCAUACCUGCAAUAUCAAAUGAGACCAAAUCUCCACAUUAUAUAAAUAUGAUUAUAGUUUCUAUUAUAGUGUAUUAUAGCAUCUUUUUCUAAAGGAUAUACAUUAUCUCAGUUUAUUUAUUUUGUUAUUUAAAGAGCAUAGGUUGUAGAAUACUCACCCUGUAGAAUCUAUAAUAUUUUUUGUUAUUUUUUGUGUUAACUUAGUAUGACUGAGGAAUCUUAUAGAUGUAACAUGAUUUUGCCAUAAAUAUUGUGUGAAUGUUGCCAUUACUUUCUUGGACAGUAGAACUUUGAUAUUUCUGUUCAUUUGUACAAUACACAGUCUUGAAAAAUACUAUUAAGAGAAAAUGGUAAAGAUGAUGGAGGAAGAAGAGUUAUGUGUACAGUUUUUUCCUCUUGUUAGCAAAAGAUGUAAGUGCCUACCAUUUCUAGAUUUUUAGUAUUUUUUAUUGAUACUAUAGGUUGAUUAGAGGAAUUUUGUAUGCUGUUAUAUACACACACAAAACCCA
Messenger RNA from Penaeus indicus, 2825 nucleotides. Its product is annotated as rhomboid-related protein 2-like. The record is from RefSeq and is a predicted model, not a curated record. Gene Ontology annotation, cellular component: membrane. Gene Ontology annotation, molecular function: calcium ion binding; serine-type endopeptidase activity. NCBI's taxonomy places the organism in Eukaryota, Metazoa, Arthropoda, Malacostraca, Decapoda, Penaeidae. The coding region runs from base 299 to 1381 and encodes 360 amino acids. The transcript is spliced from 8 exons.